This is a messenger RNA of Aspergillus fischeri NRRL 181, 1650 nucleotides long. RefSeq names its product putative serine carboxypeptidase (gene cp9). Gene Ontology annotation, molecular function: serine-type carboxypeptidase activity. Bases 1 to 1650 code for a protein of 549 amino acids. The record is from RefSeq and is a predicted model, not a curated record. Gene Ontology annotation, cellular component: trans-Golgi network. Gene Ontology annotation, biological process: apoptotic process; proteolysis. NCBI's taxonomy places the organism in Eukaryota, Fungi, Ascomycota, Eurotiomycetes, Eurotiales, Aspergillaceae. The transcript has 2 exons.
AUGAAUGUCGCUGCUAUACUUUCUCUUUUUCACACAAUAUGGGCUGUGCCUAUGCUGUUGCUGUCGACGGCGCCUCGAACAUCCGUAAAUGUCUCACAGUUUGAAGUCCUGCCGUUGCCCGAUAGUCCUACUUUGCCGCGCAGCUGGGCUGGCCGGCUACCUAUUCCCGAUACAGAGAAAGGCAAUUCCAUCUUCUUCUGGCUCUUUGAAGCCCAGGACCCCGCAUAUGAUGAGAAUCUGAUCAUAUGGUUCAAUGGUGGACCGGGUUGUUCGUCGCUGAUAGGGUUGAUGACAGGCAACGGGCCUGUCUUGUUCGAUGGCAAUACCACUCAUCUCAUUGAGAACCCACAAUCAUGGACGAAGCUUGGCCACGUUCUCUAUGUCGACCAGCCCGCAGGAACGGGGUUCUCAACGGCAAGCAACCCAUAUCCUGUCCGGGACAAUGACCGGGUAACCUCGGAUUUCUACAAAUGGCUGCAGUCCUUCUUUUCUCACUUUCCCAAUUUUCGUGCCAAGCGUGUCCACAUGAUAGGGGAAUCGUACGCAGGAAUCUACAUCCCGUACUUUGCUUAUGCCAUCGCGGAGAAUCAGGACGAUUACCCGAUCGAUCUCCGUUCCAUAUCUCUAGGGGAUGGCACCCUGGGCAAUCCUGCUGCCAUGACAGCCGUCACAGUUAGCACGUUUCUUGAAUCCAAAAAGAGCUUGCUGCAGAUACCAGGCGAGAUCUUGUCCGCCUUCACGCAAGCCGACCAGACCUGCGGUUUCACAACCCUCCUACAACAGGCCAAUCAGUUUCCUCCGAAGGGCAAGUUCGAGAUCGUAGGGGACCCAGAAAACCUCAACUACAAACACCGGCAUCGCCGACACCAGUUUCAGCAGUACCGGCGCCGCGAUCUGCGAAACGUAAUGAAUGGAACGUGCAACAACCACCCUACCACCCCAGAGCAGGUUAGCUCGUCCAUCCUCAACUCAACCUGCUACGGCUCCUGUGCGACCUUCUCCACCGCCAUGAACUACCUAAACGCUGUCUCCGCCGCCGGCACAGGGAAGCGCUGCUUCGACGUCUACGAUAUCACGAACGACUGUACCAUGAUAGACCCGCUCGGUCUGAUGGCCUCGUAUCUCAGCCGUGGCGACGUCCAAGCCGCUCUGAAUCUGCCCCCAGCACCAGCCGGCCUGGCGUUCGCACCCUGCAACAGCACCAUCCUCGACACCCUGCUGCUAGCCGUUCCGCCCACGCCCCCGGCGUACACCAUCCUCCCUUUCCUCGUGACCGAGCACAAUAUCUCCGUCCACGUCUACUCCGGCGACAAUGACCUGCUUCUCAACCACCUCGGCACAGAAUUGGUCCUCCAGAACAUGACCUGGGGCGGCGCGCAGGGCUUCUCGCGGAAACCCCAUCGAAUCUUCUAUGCAGAUGACGCAGCGCCGGCCUUGCGUGGUUCUGACGCUUGUGAUGUCGAUGUUAGCCAUGAUUCUACUGCCCCGUCAGAAGGAGGACAGCGUUGUGUCCCGGCGGGCAUUUGGGCCUCGGAACGCGGAGUCACCUACCAUCUCUUCCGAGGCGCUGGGCACAGCGUGUUCAUGAAGAAGCCACGGGAGAUGUUCGCCUAUGUGCGGGAUGUUGUCGUUGCGCAUGCAAAUGGCUGA